Penicillium salamii is the source of this 1857-nucleotide messenger RNA. Lineage: Eukaryota; Fungi; Ascomycota; Eurotiomycetes; Eurotiales; Aspergillaceae. The record is from the annotation of a GenBank genome assembly.
AUGAAGGCUAGCUCAGCAUCAAGCCCGGUUGUUCUGUAUUGGCAUCGGACAGAUCUGCGACUCCAUGACUCGCCAGCUUUACACGCUGCUCUGGCUUUAAAGCCGUCGGUAUUCAUUCCAGUCUGGACAUGGGAUCCCCAUUACGUGUACAAAGCGCGCGUGGGCCCCAAUCGCUGGAAGUUUCUCCUUGAAUGUCAAAGUGAAUUGUCCAAGGGGUAUAAGAGCCUGAAUCCCAAGCAAAAGCUCUGGGUCGUCAGGGAAGGACCACAGACAAUUCUUCCAAAAUUGUGGAAGCAUUGGGGUGUUACACAUCUUGUUUUUGAGAAAGACACGGACGCGUACGCCAAAGAUCGAGACACAGCCAUUGUGGCCUUGGCCGAAAAGGCCGGCGUUGAGGUCAUAGUCAGAAUGGGCAGAACACUCUUUGAUCCUGAUGAGCUUGUUUAUAAAAACAAUGGGAAACCAACAAUGAGCAUCACUCAAGUGGAGAAGGCUGCUGUGAAGAUCAAUAAUGGCAACCCGGAUAAACCGCUUGAUCCCCCUGAGAGCAUUCCAGACCCAUGGGGUGAGAAGCAGAUGGAUCUUACCAGUCUCGAUCAUGAUUCAGUUGACAACAAACCUGACUUGAACGCGGAGCAUCGCACCAAGAAAGAUGAGCAGUACUCGAAUCUCAUGGGUCCCAAGAACGAUUUCGCCGUCCCAUGGGACGACAUAGGCAUCGACUUAUCCCAGGCAGCUACACCCCACCGGGGUGGCGAGGCAGAGGCACUGCGCAUAUUGGCCGAAUGCAUUGAGAACGCGGAAUACGUUGCACAAUUUGAAAAGCCUAAAACGUCUCCGGCAGCCUUUGAGCCUCAAUCCACCACGCUAUUAUCCCCUCAUCUUCACUUUGGGUCGUUGUCUGUGAGGAAGUUCUGGUGGGAUGUUCAAGACGUCUUCAACAAACAGAGAAAGGCCAAGAAGCCGGUUGCGUCUGUACCGACCAACCUUCAUGGCCAGUUGUUGUUCAGAGAUAUGUAUUUCGCGGCACAGGCACCUCUUGGGCAUCGAUUUGCUCGCUCGCACGGAAACGAGGUCGCUAGGUUCAUUGAUUGGCAUCUGCAGUCAAACCCACCUGAUAAAGAUGGAUUAGUUGAUGGAUCUUAUGACGUGGACUCGCAGGAGGCAGAGGAAUGGUUUCAACGGUGGAAGGAGGGGCGAACGGGCUUCCCCUGGAUCGACGCAUUAAUGCGCCAACUCAGAAAAGAGGGAUGGAUUCAUCAUCUUGGGAGGCAUAGCGUGGCUUGUUUUCUGACCCGAGGUGGCUGUUAUGUUUCGUGGGAGAGGGGCGCUGAAGUCUUUGAAGAGCUACUGAUUGACCGUAUGUUGUCUUCAAAGUGGAACUUUCCGACACUCACUCACAAUGUUCUAGAUGAAACCGCGUGUAACAUCGGUAAUUGGCAGUGGCUCUCCUGCACCGCAUUUUAUGCGAUGUUUUACCGCUGCUACUCACCAAUAGCUUUCGGAAAGAAGUGGGAUCCGGAAGGCAACUUGAUCAGGCGGUAUUGUCCUGAGCUUGCGAAAUUCGACAAGAAGCAUAUCUAUGAGCCGUGGAAGGCCCCCAUAGCCGAUCAGAAGAAAUGGGGUUGCAGAGUCACCGGCGAUGGCACGCCGACUUCUGAUUCCGAUGACACUGAGAACACCUAUCCGAAACCCAUGUUCGAUUUCGACGAGAGGCGACAAAUCUGCUUAGAUGGUAUGAAGCAUGCGUACGAUGUUGGGUUGCAUGGCAGCGACGCGAAAGUCAAGGAUGGGACUUGGAAGACGGAAUUUGGGAAUUCUGAAGAUAGACCUUCGAAGAAGCAGAAAACUUCAUAA